AUGUCGUGGCUCCUCUGGCUACCCAUUAUUCUCUUCCUGCUCUCAAACUUCAAAGCCCUCCCACUCGUCUGGCACCUCCGCCUCUUCACCUUCCUCUUCCAAUCCCGCCACUGGCGCUCCAUCCCAGACGCCGUCGCCGCCAAGCAGCAGGCCAAAGUCACAGAUCUCCCCACACGACAGCCUUUACUGCUCUGCCCACAGAUCAUGCACACCCGCUCUCCCCUGCUGGAAAUCGACUUCUACAUGCACAAGUCGAACGCGAGUUUCAUCACCGACGUGGACAUUGCACGGUCGCACCUCGUGGCGUCGCUCAUUGGCAUGCACACGAUUCGGCAUCCGCCCAGCAGUGCGCUGCUGCCGCUUCCUGAUGGUGCAGUGGAGAAGCAAGGCAGCAAUGCGCAGAGUGGUGCGGGGGAGGCGAAGAAGGGUGGAGGAGGAGGAGGAGGAGGAGGAGGAGGAGGGAAGAAGAUGCUGGCGAUCGUGCUGGCGGGAAUCGAAGGUGUGUUUAGGCGGGAGAUCAAGCCGUACCAGAAGUACGAGGUGUGGACGCGCGUGGUGGGCUGGGAUGAGAAGUCGGUGUGGUUUGCGAGCUGGUUUGUGCGGGCGGGCGCUGUGGCGAGGGCGGGGAGAGAUGCGGCUUUGCACGGUGAGUCCGGGGAUGGGAAACGCAAGAGGAUUGUAAUUGGGAGGGAGGAGGCGGAGAAAGCGGUGUUGGCCGUGGUGAUUAGUCGGAAUGUGGUCAAGUUGGGGAGGGACAGGGUAAGGCCGCAGACGUUGUGGGAGGCUAGGGGGCUGGUGGGGCCAGAGGUCAGGGAAGCGGUGGAGAAUCAGAGGCUGAGAGGGAUGAAGGCUGUGAAGGAGGGCGAUCAAGCGGAGUUGAUGGAGAUAUGGAUUGAUAUGGUGGCUUUACAGGAGAGGGUCGAGGUUCUGGCCGAUUAUGGUGACAUCUGGGCUGGAGCUUGGUCUUGGUUCUAG
Molecule: messenger RNA, 975 nt
Organism: Cyphellophora europaea CBS 101466
Lineage: Eukaryota; Fungi; Ascomycota; Eurotiomycetes; Chaetothyriales; Cyphellophoraceae
Exons: 2
Coding region: 1-975 (324 amino acids)
Source: RefSeq, a predicted model, not a curated record